Molecule: messenger RNA, 675 nt
Organism: Akanthomyces muscarius
Lineage: Eukaryota; Fungi; Ascomycota; Sordariomycetes; Hypocreales; Cordycipitaceae
Exons: 1
Coding region: 1-675 (224 amino acids)
Source: RefSeq, a predicted model, not a curated record
AUGACAGAACAACCGUCACCAUCCUCAUCCGUCCAACGCGCGAGCGCCUCAGCAGAAAGCACCAGUUACCCAACCGCCGAAGAGGCGCAGGCCCCAACCAACGAACAGCUGCAGCGCAUCACAUGGCGUUUCCGACAGCCUCUCGAGACUGCCAUCACCGUAUUAGACGACGCGGCCUAUCCUCUAGGUCCAUCCCGACCGUACCGUCAACCCAGCGAGCACGCCAAAGGCCACUAUGAUCUUCACGAAAUCUCACAAGAAUCCAUCACGGUGCCGCCAGUCUCUUCCAUCAACGUGUCGUGUGAGGAAUGGGACGCUUGGCAUUCCAUGGUGAUGUUGGAGUUUGAUCCCGACGAAGUAAUUGAAUACGACGAUGAGGACUAUCCGCCUCCGAGUCCGAUCCUGGUGGUGAUUGCGUCCUCGGAGAAGGGCUAUGUGACCGUUCAUGAUUACAUCACGCAGCUGUGGCCGUGGUUGUUUAAACAUCGAUACAUGAUUAUCAAGUCCGUGGACCCAGACGAGAUGCCGCAGGCGCUGGAGAAGGAGUGGGUGAUUAAUAUAACUAUCGUCGGAGGAGUGGUCCUUUCUAAAGAGAAAUAUUGGCCAGAGCAGCAAAAGAAUAGAGCCGCGAGGAUUAUAAGAGCAAGGGAGGGAAAGAAGUUGCCUUGGGAGUGA